AUGCCUGAUUCUUUGCACAUGCAGUAUGCUCCUGCAGCAUGGGUCCCUCUCAUCAAAUCUCCGAGUCUCAGGGUACCUCGGCCGGUAAUACGCCCUCCAGAUAUUCACCCACUGCCUGACGAUGUAACCGCAUACCCGCAUGUGCUGAGACUGGAGGAUUCGCGACGGGUGACUCUCGCCGCUCACGCUGCUCGUCGCGAAGCGUACCUCAAAAUUGCACCGGGCUUCGAGCCUCAAGGAUCACCACUCGUCCCUCUCAAGCUCGCCUCUGUCAUGGAGGAUCUUGUAGAUCAUCUGGCUGCACUGGAUAUGGAUACGUGA
Messenger RNA from Laetiporus sulphureus 93-53, 321 nucleotides. RefSeq lists its product as uncharacterized. Bases 1 to 321 code for a protein of 106 amino acids. Lineage: Eukaryota; Fungi; Basidiomycota; Agaricomycetes; Polyporales; Laetiporaceae. The record is from RefSeq and is a predicted model, not a curated record. The transcript has 6 exons.